Rana temporaria (common frog) is the source of this 667-nucleotide messenger RNA. RefSeq names its product lymphotoxin alpha (gene LTA). Gene Ontology annotation, molecular function: tumor necrosis factor receptor binding. Gene Ontology annotation, cellular component: membrane. Gene Ontology annotation, biological process: immune response. The record is from RefSeq and is a predicted model, not a curated record. NCBI's taxonomy places the organism in Eukaryota, Metazoa, Chordata, Amphibia, Anura, Ranidae. The transcript has a single exon. The annotation marks the transcript as partial.
AUUUACCAACUUUGGCAAACUUUCUCUUCAGCUGCCACACCCGUUAAUGGAUCUCUGAUCUGGACCAGCAAUACGGAAAGCACCUUCAUCAAUGGAGAGCUCUCACUAACCAACAAUGAGGUGCACAUCAAACAGACGGGUCUUUACUUUGUCUACACCCAGGCUACAUUUGACAUUGUAGCCUGUCUUAAGGGUAAACCCAUCCUCCUCUCCCACGCUGUGAUCCUAAAUUCCACACGGCAGGGAGCCAUAAUACAACUCCUCCAUGCACAGAAGACCGUCUGCGAAGAGAAAAAUGCAGGGAAGCCCAAAAAUGCCGUUGUAACCCUUGGAUGGAGGAAGUCCAUCUUCCAAGGAGGGGUGUUCCAGCUGGAACACGGAGAUGUGCUCUACACCCACACCUCAGAAAUGAACUACCUACUGGGCCAGAAUGGAGCCACCUACUUCGGCUUGUAUGCUUUGUAACUGGCGAGGAUUUCCAGGGCAAAUGUGCUAAAAUCAGAGAGUUCCCUUAGUUUGCUUUCAAGUGGGCAAAAUCCCAAAAAUAUAUGAUGCAGUCUGUCAAUAGCAAAACAGCAGUUUUGCAUUUCUGAUUGCCACAUGCAACAUAAAUAGUUUUAACUGCUUAUACUGCCAGUAGAUCUGUUAAUCUCAUGCUUUCUUUACC